GCCACCUCUGCCGACUCUUCUGCGUAAGUGUAUGAAAGAAUAUUUCCCCCCCGAUGGAGAGAGAAUGUGAAAACUAACUCCUCCACUUCCAAGUUCUCACCGACUCUGUGACACAACGAGAAGCGCCAGAAGGUUCAGUCUAGGUCUGGGUUACAAUGCAACCGCGGUCCUCCGGCGCAUGACUACACAACUCCUGUUUCCACCGAAACCCACCAACUCACGACGCUCGAAAGUUAACCUUAUCAGACCUCAUAACCGGUGCACUCAUGUCUGACCAGAAACGAGCCAUCGGAGUACUCUCGCCGACCCUCCUGCUAUUGGCUUUCCUCGUCCUCUGUGUUGCCUCGAUCGCUGGGGCUGCGCCGUUAGCGAACGAUACACUAGACAGCUGCCAAAUUCUCACGAACCAAUGUCAAGUGAAAGCCGCUGCCUCCACAGCAAACAAGAAGUGUCUGCAGAACUUGAAAACGACAUGUAGCGACGCGGUCCAGACGUCUAGCGGAUUCUGCUUCACUUGUCAAUGCGAUACUCUGCAGGUGAUGGACUCGCUGAAAUGCGGUGGGCUGAAGGCUUACAUCAACAAGGCUCAAGCUUUACAAGCGACGACUACGAGGAAGCUUUCGCCAAAACCAACUUCCAUACCGAAACGGCCCAAGCCCAACAACUCGAAUGAUGGAAAGGAUGGCAAGCCCAACGGGGAUAAAAGCAACGAUAGUGGAAUCAUCGUACCGUCGCCGUCGGAGGAUCCAUCGUCCCAAUCCGCUGGAGUGCCCGAUUUCUCCAAAGCCAAAUUGAUCGGAGGCGGUGUGGGUGGGACUAUCGCAUGUCUUUUGAUCGUUGCUGGAGCCACGACUCUCGUGGUCACUCAACGGCGGCGGAAGGCUGGCACUGCUGGACGCUUCCUGGGAGCCCGGAAGCCGUACGAUCGGGAACCGGGUUGUACGCAAUCACCUCGAAGUGCAGUGUCCUCCACACCACCGAUGCUAAGUGAGAUCCAUUUCGUCGAGGAGAAUUCAAAGAGAAACAGCAAAGUCAGCAACGUCUUCAACCACAAACGGCGCAGUUCACGGAUCGAAGAUGCCUCCGUCGUUCACGCGGAACAGGAACCGCACAAGAAGGUCGAUGUAGAUCCCGAGAUGGCACAGGUGCGGCCCUCCCCAUCGCCGGGCCACUCGGCACUCUCAGGAUCACUGCGACCGGAUACGGGACCAACGAUGCCUCACUUGGCCAUCUUUGCCAGACCCGACGCUCCAGUCAGGACAGCAAUCCCGGCCAUCAGCAGCAACGCAGCGUCUCCAUCUCCUGCUCCGGUCGUUCCACCAAUCGUACCCCUGAAGCCUACGCCACCCGUCCAGAGCAUGAGCAAGUUCUCGCUUCUGGAUUCGUUGAACGGUAUAAGGCAAGGAUCAGAAACAGCAGCGUCAGCAACAAGCCCGGUGCGGUCACUCAUCAGCAAUCCCUUCUCGCGAGUGCGAACGGAUAGCUUUGCCGACGCUCAAGGGCCACCACCUCUCGUGCUGGCUCCCGCUGCCGAAAGCCUCAGGAACGAUCCACUAUACAUGCAGCAUCUGCGCGAACGGGAGGAGAUGCGGCGGCAUUGGCAGAAGCUCCAAGGACCCGCUGCGUCCACUUCUUCAACUAGUGACGCCACUGGAAAUGCCGCAGCCGAACCAUCAACAGCGCCACGACCCACGGCGGCAGCUGUCGCCUCUCUAGCCGUCGCCGGGACAGAAUCGCCCAGCACAGGAUACCCCCACCAAGUCUUGAAACCAAGCCGUAUACCCUUCUCCUGUGUCCCGAACAAGCCCUUCAUCCCAUCCCCACUGCGUCAAGCCACCACCAGCUCCCAGAGCACCCUCGCAUCCACGUCUUCGAUGAUGACGACUUCGUCGCAAGGACUGAACACCCACACUGCGCUAUCGAGUUAUGUCCCGCAGCGCGAUGAUGAGAUUGCCGUCCACUGCGGGGACACGGUAGCAGUGUGGCGCGUGUGGGAAGACGGAUGGUGCAAAGGUGCCGUAUUGACCGGUGGCGACGACGAUGACCUGCCCGGCAGCGAGUACAGCUCCGAAGAUGAGGACGACACCAUGGACGUCUCCUCGAAUCCCACCUCCAAACGGUCACCCACCCCCACUGCCUCGUCAGUCUCCAACUCCACCACCUCAACAUCCAUAACAACCACCUCAACCCGAUCACAGGUCAAACUGCGCAAACACCGCCAGAUUGUCGCUGAGGGCGUGUUUCCCGUCCGAUGCCUGCGUGUUCGGCAAGACGCGUAUCAGAGUGAGGACGGCGAUGUGGGCACGUUGUGUGGGUGGGAGGGCGAGCGGGCGGAUAGUCUUGAGAGCGAGGACGUGUGAUCGUAUCUGAAUCUUCCCGGCUGUUGACCGAACUUUUGGCGUGUUGCUCUUUCCUUCUUUUUCUUUUACAUACUUGGCGUUAGCGCUUUCUUUCCCUUUCCCUUUCUCCUGUAUAGUCAUCAAGUCAUCGUUGUCUGCAACUUCAUCAUCCCUCACUCUCUCUCUAUGUGUGAUAUGAGUUUGCCGCAGGCUGAGCUGUGCGGCUGGACUAGCCAUCUUCCUUUUUUUCUUUUAAAUGCGCAUAGUAGACCUGUAAUGAUACGAGGAAAUAGGAAAAACUGUACAGACA
Fimicolochytrium jonesii is the source of this 2649-nucleotide messenger RNA. RefSeq lists its product as uncharacterized. Bases 267 to 2360 code for a protein of 697 amino acids. The transcript has 2 exons. NCBI's taxonomy places the organism in Eukaryota, Fungi, Chytridiomycota, Chytridiomycetes, Spizellomycetales, Powellomycetaceae. Gene Ontology annotation, molecular function: protein binding. The record is from RefSeq and is a predicted model, not a curated record.